AAUGUCGACAGAAAGCAGGCAAUAAUCACGCGACACAUUUUCGAUGCAUGUAAACCGGCCUUUAUGCAAUCGUUGAUUUUGUUUAAUCGCUACAAAGAUUUCCUCCUUUUUUCAUUCGAAACAUGAGUAAUUUUCAAUGAACGAAUAUUAAAUUAUAUUGUGAUAAAAAAUGUUGAAGAAAUUUUUUGUUCCUAUUUUAUUUGAAUUCAAACGCAGAAUAGUGAAAGUGCGUAGUGAAAGUACGUAUACGAAAUACGUAAUAUGUCAAAGUGUCGACGAAAUCCGCAAUUGAAAAAUCAAAUUGAAAACGCAGAGUUGUCGGUCAACGGUUGUUUCAAACACAUACCGAAUCAACGACAUUUCAGACGCACUUUUUUGUCCCGUUCCGUUUAUAGUGUGUUUGUCAAUUGAACCUUUUAAAUAAAGACUCUUUUUUUUUUAUUCAAACCAAUUUGUGUGUGUGAAGUUUUGUUUUUAAUAAACGUAUUGUUUGCAAUUGAAUUCAACGAGAUGGAAAAUAAAUCGAGAUUACCGACAAUGAUAAAAAAGCCAGCGAUUCGUGCUCAUGUUCCCACCGAUCGAUUGGUUACACCGUCAGCAAACACUUUUCUGCUGCAAAGCAUGAAUAAAACGGCUGUGGUGCCGGGUGUAAAAUCGAAUAUAGCCAAUCGACCGGCGCUCACAUCAUUUGAGAAUGUAAUGAACAAUUUGAGAAAUGGUACAACAAAUGCGGCAAAUCGUCCGACAAAACGUCAUGCAUCGCCUGAAUUUCGUUCAGCAAAAUCGCAGUCGAUUGCGGCGAAAAAACUGCGUCGCAGCCGUUCAGUCAGUGACAUCGAUGCAAUAUUGAGCAUGGCUCAAGCACAAAAACGCGCUGCCCGACCAUUUCGAAUUCCAUUGGCACCAUCAUCAAAAAUCGAAGCGAUCAAAGUGUCACUAGCUCCACCAAAAACCAAGCCAAGCGCCACAGCAAUCAAACCAAAAGCACCAUUACACAAAAAACUUGCGUUAAACAAAACAGUGGCCGCUGUCACUGCAAAAAAAGAAAAUGGUGAUGGUGCCAAAGCGAAAUUGGUGACCGGUGGUAAAAAGAUACCCGCCUAUGACUUCAAGGCACGGUUCUAUGAUUUGUCCGAAAAACACAAAGUGCUGAAAGAGAAACAUGAACGACUAAAGGAGCAACUAGGCGAAUUCGAAUCACUGCCCGAACAAUAUGAUGAAUGCCGUGCUAAAUUGAGCAAUUUAGAAACCGAAUAUAAAUCAGUGCAAGAGCAAUUGGCGAAACUGGAGCAACAAAAUGCAGAAGAUGAACAGAAAAUCAAAACGUUGAACGAAGAUUUAAAUGCCAAAAUCGAAGAAUGCCGUGCUUUAACCGAGGCUAAAGAUACAAUUACCGCACAAUACAACACUGUAAAUACGGAAAACACUGAGCUGAAAACCAACAACGCCGAAUUGGAAACCAAAUUGAAGUCACAACAAGACAUGAUCGAGCAAUUGACAUUGGAAUUACAGGAGGCUGGCGAACAAUUGUUUCGGGCCAAUAUCGAUCGCAAGGAUCUACACAAUACUAUCAUGGAUUUGCGUGGAAAUAUUCGAGUAUUUUGCCGUGUUCGGCCACCAUUGAAUGGUGAAGAAAACCGCACCCAAUGUGCUUGGCAACAUAAUGACGAAACUUCGAUGGAAAUCACAAGCGUUGAAAUAAACAAGAAGCCUGUGAAGCAUGAGUUCAGCUUUGAUCAAGUCUUUCGUUCGAAUUCAAUGCAAGAGGACAUUUUCGAGUUAGUCUCGCCACUAAUUCAAUCGGCUCUCGAUGGUUAUAAUGUAUGCAUCUUCGCUUACGGCCAGACUGGAAGUGGAAAAACGUUUACAAUGGACGGUACUGAUUCGAUGCCUGGUAUAAUUCCACGAACGAUUGACCUAUUGUUCGAUUGUUUCCAGCAAAAUAAGCGACUUGGUUGGGAAUUCACAUUGCGUGCAUCAUCGCUUGAAAUUUACAACGAAAUCCUGUUCGAUUUGUUGAGCAACGAGGCAAAAGAUCUGGAUAUUCGAAUGGUUAGUGCAAAGACGCCAACCGAAAUCUUCGUAUCGAAUCUAACCGAUUACGAUGUGCGCAAUAAAGAAGAGCUGCAUCAACUGAUUGAGUUUGCUAAACGAAAUCGUGCAACAGCGGCAACGGUUGGUAACGAACGGUCGUCGCGUUCGCAUUCGGUGACCCAGUUGCGUUUAUUUGGUGAACACAAGGGUAAAAAUGAAAUGACCAUAAGCACAAUCAAUUUGAUUGAUUUGGCCGGUUCAGAGAGUCCAAAAACCAGCGUACGAAUGGAAGAAACAAAGAAGAUUAAUAAAUCGCUGAGCGAACUCACCAAUGUAAUUAUGGCACUACUACAAAAACAAGACCAUAUCCCUUACCGAAAUUCCAAACUUACACAUUUACUGAUGCCAAGCUUGGGCGGCAAUUCCAAAACACUCAUGUUUGUGAAUGUGUCACCAUUCCAAGAUUGCUUCAUCGAAACGGUCAAAUCACUUCGUUUCGCCGCAUCCGUCAACAACUGCAAGAUGAACAAGGCCAAGAAGAACAAACUCUACCCGAGCCCCUUGCCGAAUACAUCAGUCAACGGAAGCAUUUAAAAUUAUGAUAGCUAUCAGCCUAAUUGUAAGCAUAGUCUAAUAAAAUUAUCAAUCAUUUCAUGGAUUAUGACUAGAGUCUUUUCCCAAUAAUCAUUCAUCAUACCCUUUUCUUUGUAUUUGGAAUUUUAUUAAUAAAAACUUAUCCAAAAAAUGCAUUCACAAUUAUUAAAUGGUUUUUUAGCACUACAUGAAAUGUAGAGCUAAUAAUCUGCUUCUUUUUUUUCUUAAUACUUUUCGAGUGAUGAAACAAACUAUGGUGAAUUUGAAUUGUAUGCUCAUAUUUUUUAUUUAAUUUAAAACAGUUGCACUAACGACAAAUAAGUGCAUAAUAUCUCAAAGCGCCAAUCAAAUUUUUAUCAUCAAAUGUUGUUUAGAAAUUACCAGGGCCGAAGAAAAUAUUUACGCUCAACAGCCAAAAUAUUUAUUUAAAUAUCUUUGAAAAAGGCCCCAAAUAUGUACGCUAAAUCGAAAAAACAUGGCAAAAUAUUUACGAUAAAUAUAAAAUAUUUAAGAGAAAAAUCAAUACUUGGAUCUUCCUAAGAAUUUAUUGAAGUGUGUCUUUCACUAUUCCAACUGAUUACAAGCAUUGGCCACAUAUUUUUUUCAAGUUUUCAAACAACAAUGCUCGUAGGUUGUCACUCAAAACACCUUUGUGAUGUGAAAAGAUACUUCGACGUCACAAGAUGUGAUUGGGACUGCUAAACCGUACUGCCUACACAAUCAAAAACAGUCCUUCGUGAUUAGUUACAUUAAAACAGCAAACGAAAACACUCAUAUAAAUAUUUUGAAUAAGAAAUCAUUUUGCUGUAUACAGACAUUUAUUUCACUUAUUUCACUAACUUGUUUUGACAACAAUAUAAAGAACAUUUAAACUGAUACAAACAAAUUGUUUGCUGUCAAAUCCUGUCUCGCUCACACCAACCGUCACACUGACUCGUUCGUGGACGAAUUUCUGUUAGCGUAAAAGAGAUGUUGUUCGCAGUAAACUCAGUUUAGAUGUUCUUUGCAAAU
Molecule: messenger RNA, 3639 nt
Organism: Sitodiplosis mosellana (orange wheat blossom midge)
Lineage: Eukaryota; Metazoa; Arthropoda; Insecta; Diptera; Cecidomyiidae
Product: protein claret segregational
Exons: 3
Coding region: 511-2628 (705 amino acids)
Biological process (GO): microtubule-based movement
Molecular function (GO): ATP binding; microtubule binding; microtubule motor activity
Source: RefSeq, a predicted model, not a curated record